Messenger RNA from Pezoporus flaviventris, 3596 nucleotides. It is a transcript of the gene ALPK1, whose product is annotated as alpha kinase 1. NCBI's taxonomy places the organism in Eukaryota, Metazoa, Chordata, Aves, Psittaciformes, Psittacidae. Gene Ontology annotation, biological process: protein phosphorylation. The record is from RefSeq and is a predicted model, not a curated record. Gene Ontology annotation, molecular function: ATP binding; protein serine/threonine kinase activity.
AGCAGUCCAAACAGACACUGGCAGGUUUGGAAAGGCUCCUGAGAGCUGCGUGGAUUGUAGGAGACCCAAACAAGAUGGUCAAAAGCCCUUUGUGUGGUAGAACACUGUGUUAUGUGGCAGGAGUGGGGCUAGUCUGAGAGGAGUUGCAAAAGCAAUGUGCUCCCAUGUCCCAGAGUAAAAGAGACAUCCCACUGUCUGCUAAACAUGCAGCAUCCUUCCCGAGCUUAGAGCUCUGCCAUUCAGUCCUGACUGUGUGCAACAGCCUGAGCCUCCCAAAUACAAAGGGCUUUGGUGCAGCCUCGUUGGUCACUUCCGUGCCUGGGGCUUCACAGCUUCAAAACUGGAGAGCCUGUCCUUUCUCCUUGGUACCUCGGAGAUGUUUGCCUCUCACAGUUUGUCACCAAGACCCUGCUGUAAUUUCACACACUCCUUUAAUAAAGUCCUCUGAGGCUGUCAUGUAUUUUCAUGUAUUUCCCCUAUUGUUUCUCCCUGCUUGAGCCUUUCAGAUAAUUGAUGAUACUUUAGUUAAUAAUUUUUCCUUUCCUUUGUUUGCUAGGUACCUCAGCCUUGAAGGGAUCCUUUUCAUUUAGAAUCUGUGUCUUCUCUUGAGUAGUUGAUCACUGUGCACCCGCGGACACCCAAUUCACAGCCCGGUGGGAUCAGCCUUCAUGAAAAAUCAAAACGCUGUGGCCGUGUUGCUGCAGGAGUGCAAAUGAGCUCUGGACAUGCUCCUGUCAGCACAGGCUGACACGGGUGAGGAAGAUGAGAGAGGAUACCACCGGUGCCAAUCUUUGCUUUCCGAAGACUUGAGGACCCUUCUGGAAGAGGCAAAGGAAAUGAAGUGGCCCUUUGUACCAGAGAAAUGGCAAUACAAACAAGACCUCUGCCCAGAAGACAAAACAAACCUGCAAGAUCUGAUCGGUGUGAGGCUCUCUGAUCUGCUGGUUUAUUUGAAGGCCUCCGUCAUGGUCAAGGACUGCAUGACAGCCACUGCUAUUGUGUUCCUGAUUGACUGGUUCCUGUACUGGAUUGAUGCCUCCAGCCAGCUUCUUCAAACUGCCAAGGGUCUGCACAGGCUGCAGCCCACCACACCGAGUCCUCAGGUGCUCAUCUGCCAGGCUCGCCUCUCCGUCAACACAGGUAAACUUUUAAAAGCUGAAUAUAUCCUAAGCAGCCUUAUUAAUGACAAUGGAGCAACAGGUACCUGGUGAUAUGCUAAGGAAAGUGAUAGGAUUCACAUGCAGUCAGUCUGCUUACAAAUCGGAGGCCAGAUUUUGCAAAAGCUUGGGAUGUGGUACGAGGCAGCGGCGUUGAUUUGGGCUUCAAUUGUGGGAUAUUUCAAACUUCCUCAACCAGAUAAAAAGGGAGUUGCUACUUCCUUGGGUAUUAUUGCAGACAUCUUUGCUUCUAUGAAUGAGAAGGAUUAUGUAUGUUUUAAAACCAAAGCCGACAUGGACCUGAGCCUUCUCCAGAAGUUCAGUCAUCAUUUACUAUCAGCUGCCGAGGCCUGCAAACUAGCAGCAGCCUACAGCCAAUACACCCCUCUGUUUGUCCUCUCCGCUGUGAACACCCGUGGAGUGUGUUUGCUGUCCUAUAGUCACUCCAAGGACUGUCCCCCAGAAAAGAGAAAGUUCUACUUGUCUCCCAAGGAAGGGCAGCAGCAGGAAAAGGGCUCAGCAGAGGAGCAGUGCUGCAGAACAGAAUCGGAUGAGCAUAGUCAAGCUGCAUGCUUGAACUUGAUGCCUCCCGGAGCCUGGCAUUCUUCCCCUCCAGAGGCUCUACAUAGCCAUGGAGGAUCUGCUCAGCUUUCCCUGGAGGUCGAUACGACUCUAGCUGGGAGACUGGUAGAGAAGGUGUCUCUUUAUGGAAAAGAGCUGCGGGAGGGAAGACACCAUGGAAAGAGUUUUUCAGAAGAGACAGGCGGGGAGGUGAACAAUGUGGUUCCUUCCCUUUCCACCCCUAACUCUGCUCCUACCAAGGGGCAGGAGGAGGAAGAGAAGUCUUUCACGUGGGUGGAGCUGGGCUGCAAGACCAAGGACAGCAGCACCCCCCUGCCCCAGCCCAGGAAACAUUUUGUGUGGGUCCACCCAGGAGGAGAAGCCGCAGAUAGCACAGAGGAUCCCUCAUUUGAGGCACAUCCCCCCAUAAAUGAGGGUGCAUCUGUACUACCAACAAGCAUUGAGAUGAGAAAGGCCAGUGGCUCCUCUGUGUGUGAUUUGCUGAGGAAAUCUGCGCUAGUGGGAAAUGGACCUCUCAAAGUGCCUGAAGUUGACACCCAAGCAGAAACAAUAGAUGAUACUGAAUUUGAUUUCAUCAGUAUUGGAGAUUCAGUGAACAAUUAUCCUACGACAUUUGUUCCAAAGCAUCAGUCAACUCCCUGUGUGCUGACAGCUUUGCCCUCGAGCGGAAAGAUCUCCAUAACUGACCACUUUUACUAUGCCACUACUGAAAAAGAUGAAGGAAAGUCUCAGAACAGGGUGAACAGCAAAAGGCAGUCCAGUUCAUUCCUGAGUUCACAGUACAAACCAGUACAGACCAAGAGUUCCCCUAGAGGUCCACUUCUGAACCCAAGAGGAAGUGGUUUUGUCUUCAUGCACGUAGAACAUAAUUGGCUUGUCCAGAGAUUGAUGCCUACAGGCAUUUUUAAGUCUAAACAGCUUCGUAAAGCAUACCCUGCUCUUCUUUUAAAAUGCUCAAAGAAAUCAGGCCUCUGGACAGGCCAAGAAAUGCCUGUAUUCACUGGGGACUACCUGAAGGUGGCAAAGGAAGGCAAACAGAGAAGUGCAUUUUGGAUACACUUUCUGCACCAGGAAGAAAGCCUGGGAAGGUGUGUUGGGAAAGAAUAUAAGGAAGAAAAGGGGCUUUUUCAUCAUUUCAGUGAUGUGGAACGGCAAAUGACAGCCCAGUACUAUGUGACGGAAUUCAACAAAAGACUGUAUGAGCAAAAAGUCCCUACCCAAAUAUUUUACAUCCCAUCUGCAGUACUCUUGAUACUGGAAGAUAGAACUAUAAAAGGAUGUGUGAGUGUGGAGCCCUAUAUCCUUGGGGAGUUUGUGAAGCUGUCCAACAACACAAAGGUAGUAAAGAAUGAGUACAAAGCCACAGAGUAUGGUCUGGCCUAUGGCCAUUUCACCUAUGAGUUCUCCAAUGGAACAGACGUUGUUGUGGAUCUGCAAGGCUGGAUUACAGGUGACGGGAAAGGCCUCAUCUACCUCACAGAUCCCCAGAUUCAUCUCAAUAGCAAAGAUGUUUCACACUCCAACUUUGGGAAGAAAGGGAUAUAUUACUUCUUCAAUAAUCAACACAUGGAGUGCAAUGAGAUCUGUCGCUGCCUUUCUUUAACAAGACCCUCAGUAGAGCUGCCAAUGUAGAGUCACACAAGACAGUCACACAAAGAAUGACCACUAAGCUGGGCAGUAUUUUAUCCUACAUGGCUUUGGGAGCAUAUUGUCUUUGAAAAUGGAGUCACUGAGACAUUACCUGCAUGAGUUUGGCAAUUUCUGGUCUUUGCAUCCAGGCUGGCAACACCAUGUUACCAUCCUGUGGACUGUCUGAACUUCAUGUUGUUGUAGCCUGUAAGAAUUAACAAAAGAACA